Molecule: messenger RNA, 1131 nt
Organism: Solanum verrucosum
Lineage: Eukaryota; Viridiplantae; Streptophyta; Magnoliopsida; Solanales; Solanaceae
Product: triphosphate tunnel metalloenzyme 3-like
Exons: 2
Coding region: 242-850 (202 amino acids)
Source: RefSeq, a predicted model, not a curated record
UUGAGAUAUACGAAACAGAAAUGCUGAGAAGAAAACCCAGCAAAAUCGAAGUCAAAAUCGAAGACAAAGAAGAACUCGAAGAAGCUCGCAAACGCGCCGCCCUCAUCGCCGCCUCUUCCUCCACCAGUACCACCACCGCUACCGGCGGCGCUGCCACAGCCGGUGCCUCCUCUCUCCUCCAACACUUCGACCGCUCAACAGUCGAUCCCUCCUCCAAAAACAACCGCAUCGGCCUCAAUUAAUGGAGGUUGAAGUGAAGCUCCGAUUGCCGGAUUCAGCAGCACAUCAGAAGGUUGUCUCACUUUUCUCAUCGUACCACAAAAAAACACACCACCAGCGUAACACUUUCUUCGAUGGCGCUGCCGGGGAGUUGAGCUCGAGCCGGGCUGUUCUCCGGCUCCGAUUCUAUGAGAAUUCGGAGAACGUGAAAUGCAUGGUGUGUCUCAAGGCUAAAGCUGUAAUUAUCGACGGUGUUAGCCGAGUGGAAGAGGAUGAAGAGGAAUUAGAUCCGAAAAUUGGAUAUGAAUGUGUUUCUAACCCUAGAAAACUGAUGGAGGUAGAUUCUAGGGUUUUGAAAAGGGCAAGAGAGGAAUUUCACGUUGGGGAGGAAGGGUUUAUUGGAUUGGGUGAGUUUAAGAAUGUGAGGAAUGUGUUUGAGUGGUGUGGUGUGGAAUUGGAGGUAGAUGAGACUAUGUAUGACUUUGGGACUUGUUAUGAGAUUGAAUGUGAAAGCUUGGAGCCAGAGAAAGUUAAAGCAAUGAUUGAGGCAUUUUUGAAGGACAAUGACAUUGAUUACAGCUAUUCACAAGUGUCAAAGUUUGCUACUUUCCGGGCCGGAAAGUUGCCUUAGUUUACCUUCUAGAUGGUACCAUAUCUCGAAGGCUUGAAGUGUUCAUUGCCUCAAUAUUUUUGCAGUUUAAGGCUUACCAUCUGGCAUAUGUUUGAGAAGACUUGACAGACAUGAAAUAAUAUUGUGGUUUCCUAAUCACUUACCCUCCUGCUGAUAAGAGUUUCACUAAACCUCUCGAAUAUUAGUUUCUUAUUUUAUUUUUGGAGUACUAUUUUGAACAUCAACUUCUAUUUGUGGAAAUGGAGUAUGAAGCUUAAUUUGGACUUUAUGUUUCUCACCUA